Messenger RNA from Hirundo rustica (Barn swallow), 1883 nucleotides. RefSeq names its product glycosylated lysosomal membrane protein (gene GLMP). Lineage: Eukaryota; Metazoa; Chordata; Aves; Passeriformes; Hirundinidae. The record is from RefSeq and is a predicted model, not a curated record. Bases 5 to 1183 code for a protein of 392 amino acids. Gene Ontology annotation, cellular component: lysosome. The transcript has 6 exons.
CGCCAUGGCCGCCGGUGCGGGGCUGGCGCUGCUGGCGGCGCUGCUGGCGGCGGCCGGGGCCGAGCGGAGCCGGAACGUGUCCAUGCAGUACAACCCGGGCUGGAACGGCUCCUCCGUGAACCUGCUGCACGUGCGGGCGGCGGGGCCCGGGGACUGCCUGCACUACGUGUGGAGCAGCAUCGGGGCCCCCGCCGUGCUCCUGGUGGCCACCCAGAGCCCCAGCAGUGCCCUGAGGGUCAACUGGACACGGCUGCUGUCAGCCAACCCCGCUGGAGCCAUCUGGAUCGACCCUCCCCACAGCGUUGUCUAUUCCACGGCCGUGGUCUUCACCAAGCUGUUCGAGUUCAGCGAGGCCAAGCCUUUGGGAGAGCUCUUCUACCCCACCUAUGACCUGUCCGAGUUCUCCUGGGACAGCCUCAACCACACCCUGAACCGCACGGCGCUGACGGCCGAGCUCCGCGGCGCCCCGGCCUCCGACCCCGGCGGCGGCUUCUCCAACGGCAGCCUGGCAUUCCGGGUGACCGCCUACGAGGCCGCCGGGCGCGCCGGGCGCCUGCCCAGCCUCCUGCACACGGCCGACAGCUCGCAGCUGGAGUUCGUGCUGGCUGGCGUGGCCCCGCGGGGGAACAGCUCCCGCUUCGCGCUGGAGGUGGCCACGGUGGAGGAGGCCGGGGCGGCGCGGAGGCUGCGGAGCCAGAGGUCCAUCGACGACGAGUACACUCCCACCAUCUUCGAGGUGCUGUCCCUGGUAGCAGAGCCCCAGAACGGCAGCUCCACGCUGGGAUUCCUGCAGUGGAAAGCGACGGCCUACGGCUCCCGCAGCCCCCGGCGCGAGGACGGCAUCCAGUGCCGGGCUCAGGGGCUGCAGGCGGCCAACUGGAGCCUGCCCGUGUCCAGCAUCGUCCAGGCCUACUUUGGGGACAGUCUGGGCAGCAGCUGCACCGUCAGCGCCCUCAAUGUGUCCUUUGGCGGAGAGGAGGGAGAGGUGUACCGGGAGAAGCGAUACCUCAGCUGGUCGGUGCUGCUGGGUUUCGGGGAUCCCCCCAGGGACAGCUUCUCCCCGCUGGUGAUCUCCAUCGCGGCCGUGGCGCUGGGCACGCCGCUGGCCAUGCUGCUGCUGGGCAGCUGCCUGGUGCUGCUGGCGCAGAGGAGACGCUACUCGGAGUACGAGCCCAUCAACUGAGGGGCCCGGGCCCCACGGAGACCCCCGGGAGCCUUCCCCGUUCCCGGGAUUGCCGCGGCCGCUGCCGCCCGCUCCUCCUCCCCUGCGAGCCCCGAGGGGAGCGCGGCGGCGCUUGGGCUGCCCACGGCUCGUCUCCCUGCUCCUUCCCACCGCCACGGCCUGGGUUGCGCUUCCUCCCCGGAUUUUUCCUGAUCCGUGCAGCUAAGGGAAGAGGUGGGGGGGGGAGUUUGGUCAGGAAAAUCCUCCCGCUCUUCCUCCCGAGGGAUACAACCACUGCUGUCCUGGCUGCAGGCCAGGGCCCGGCUGCGGUGCCACUUCCAGGGGUGCUUGGGUGGCUCCAGCCCGGGCUGGGGAGCAGCACCGCUCCUGCUCCCCAGCAAAUCCCAGCUCCUGCAGCCCCUGGGGCUCACGGGCUCCUCCCUGCUCCACGUUCCUGCUGUGCCGGCCUGGGACAUGAGGGACGCCCAGUGCUCCGUCACAGCAGCUGCUCAAGCUCAGGUGUGUCCUGCCGGGCCGUGGAGAGCUGCUCCAGCCCGGGAUGCUGCUCCUGGAUGGAUCCCAGGUGCUGCCCAGGUGUCAGGAGCCCUGGGAUGAGCGUGGCCUGAGGCUGCUCGGGGUUCUCAGAGGGAUCUGGGGCCGUGCUGGGCUCCGAGUUCUCCAUCACCGACUUGUCUUCAACCAAAUAAAGUGGAUUUCUAAA